AUCGCCGGCGGUAAUGAAUUCUCACAGCUUAACCGGAACUCACACAUUUCCUUUUUAUCCAUCUCUCCCAAUUCGCCGUACAAUCAUCAAUGUCACCGAUUACCACCAUUUUCCCCUACUCACUUCCCGGCGCUUCACACUGCAUCGUCUCUGCAAAAACCCAAACUUUCAGGUAGUUCGCUGUUCACGGCAAGAAAACAGAAUAUUGGAACCAGAGGAUGCAGCAUUGUUGAUUUCUACGUGUAUUACUCGCAAUUUGUCUCCGGCUUUAACUUUAGAACAAGGAUUGGAAAAGAUUAAGGAGGCUGUGGAGGAGCUGAAGGCCAAGCCUCCUUGUUCUUCUAAUGGGAUGUUUAGAUUCCAGGUUGCCGUUCCUCCCAGUGCAAAAUCUUUGAAUUGGUUUUGCUGUCAACCGGAGUCAUCAGGAGUAUUCCCACAAUUUUUCCUUUCCAAGGAAAAGCAAAACCCGUCAUAUAAAUCAGUUGAAAUGGGUCAUACACGCGGGAUCUUUGGAAUUGGGGCAGCAAUCAACUUGAAGGGAUUUUCUGCCACUAAAGAAUCUGGGGAAUUUGGAAGAUGUUGUGCUGUUGAAUCAACACCAGUGGUGGCUUAUGGCUUUUUGGACCUAAGUUUUGAUACAAUAUCUUCUUCCAUGAAGCAAGAAGCUGGGUUAUUCUACUUCUUUGUUCCCCAGAUUGAACUAGCGGAGUUCGAAGGUGCUUCUAUCUUAUCUGCAAUGGUGGCAUGGAAUGACACUUGUAUGUGUACCUUCGAGGAGGCUCUUCAAGCGUAUGAGUCAUCACUUUUGCAGGCUGAACGUAACUUCAGUUUUGCAGAAGAUGGACGCUGCAGCAAUCACAUUGGUGCGACUACUAGAAAAGUCCAUGCACAGGAGGGACAAGUCCAAAUGGUAUACUCGAAUCUUCAGAAACUGUUUGGAAAAUACGUUGGGCCUGGUGCUGUGGAACUGAAAGAUGCCUCAUGCUAUUCCAGCCAGUUUGUUGUGAGACUAUCACCUGCUCUUGCAAUUUCGAAUAACAUGCCUCGACAAAAUGAUCACACUCAAUUUAGUUGCCGCUUGAAAGAUUGCGCAAACAUCAAUAUCUUGUGGGCAUCACUUAUAAUUGAGGAAUGCACUCGACUUGGUCUGACGUAUUUUUGUGUAGCUCCAGGAUCACGGUCAUCUCCUCUUGCUAUUGCUGCUUCUACUCAUCCUACUACAAGUUGUAUUGCAUGCAUCGAUGAACGCUCACUUGCAUUUCAUGCCGUUGGUUAUGCCAGAAGUUCUCAUAAAUCCGCUGUUAUCAUCACGUCAUCAGGCACAGCAGUUUCAAAUCUUCAUCCUGCUGUCGUGGAAGCCAGUCAAGAAUUUGUUCCGCUGCUGUUACUUACAGCAGAUCGACCUCCAGAGCUGCAAGAUGUUGGAGCAAACCAAGCCAUCAAUCAGGUCAAUCAUUUUGGUCCAUUUGUGAGGCACUUCCUCAGUCUUCCUGUUCCCAGUGAUGAUAUUUCUGCAAGAAUGGUGCUUACCUCCAUUGACUCUGCUGUUCAUAUUGCAACUUCUUCACCAAGUGGUCCAGUUCAUAUCAACUGUCCUUUUCGAGAACCACUGGAAAAUAGCCCAAGAACAUGGAACCCUAUUUGUUUAAGAGGGUUAGACUCUUGGAUGUCAACCAGUGUACCUUUUACCAGCUAUAUCCGAGUUCAACAUUCUUGUAGAUGCAACUACAAUACCUUUAUGGAUGAAGCUCUGAAAGUGAUAAAAAAGGCAAGUAGAGGCUUUCUGUUGCUUGGCGCUAUACACCGGGAGGAUGACAUAUGGGCUGCUCUUCUCCUUGCUAAACACCUUUCAUGGCCCGUUGUAGUUGACAUUCUGUCAGGUCUCCGACUGAGAAGAUAUUUUGUUCCAUUUCCUGAAUUUGAAGAUAGUAUUCUUUUUAUCGAUCAUCUAGAUCAUAUGCUACUUUCAGACUCCAUCAAGGAUUGGAUGAAGGCAGAUGUGAUAAUCCAGAUUGGAAGUCGGAUAACAAGCAAGCGUGUGGCUCAACUGCUAGAGAGCUGUUUUCCAUGUUCAUAUAUAAUGGUUGACAAUCAUCCAAGUCGUCAUGAUCCUUCACAUAUUGUAACACAUAGAAUCCAGUGUGCGAUUCCUCAGUUUGCAGAUUAUUUGAUCACAGCUUGUACACCACAUCCUAGGAGAAAAUGGGAAUGUUUUUUACAAGCAUUGAACAGUGUGGCUGCAUGGGAUAUCUCAUUUCUAAUCAAUUCUGAGUACUCCUUAACUGAGCCUUGUGUUGCACAAAUGACUCUGGAAGCUAUUCACUGCGAGUCUGCUGUAUUUUUGGGUAACAGCAUGCCAAUACGUGAUGCAGACAUGUAUGCAUGUAACUUUAACUGGGUAGAACGUACCCAGGAUGAAGUCAUAUUCAGCUCAGAAUUAGCUUGCCACUUUAUUCAGGUCGCUGCUAACAGAGGAGCUAGUGGUAUUGAUGGUCUGCUUAGCACAGCUGUUGGUUUUGCAGUUGGAUGCAACAAAAGAGUACUUUGUGUAGUUGGAGAUGUUUCUUUUCUGCAUGAUACAAAUGGGCUGUCCCUUUUGAGAAAGCAGAUGCUGCGGAAGCCCAUGACUAUAGUUGUUAUUAACAACCGUGGUGGCGCCAUAUUCAGUCUUCUUCCUCUUGCAAAUAUGACUGAAAGAAGCAUUUUAGACCAGUAUUUCUACACAUCUCAUAAUGUUUCAAUUCACAACCUAUGCAUGGCACAUGAUGUGAAGCAUUUGAAAGUACAGAGCAAAAUGGAACUACAAGAUGCUCUAUUAGCAUCUCAAAGAGACAAGGAAGAUUUUGUUAUAGAGGUUGAUAGCACCAUUGAUGCCAAUGCUGCCUUUCAUAGUAUGCUGAGAAAAGUUUCACAGCAAGGCGUGGAUCAUGCUUUCAACAGCCUUUCAAAACUAACUGUUUUGAAUUCCACGAAUGAUGGGUUCAUACCCAGCAAAGUUGGUAAAAUGCAGUACUCAAAAUAUAGAAUUCAGCUGUCCUCUCCUCCUACUUCAUCUUCUGCCAGUCACAGAUCCACCUACCACAGAGAAGGCUUCAUUAUAAGUUUGUAUCUUGAAGAUGGUAGUACUGGAUAUGGGGAGGUUGCACCGCUUGAGAUCCACAAAGAAAACCUACUUGAUGUGGAAGAGCAGCUUCAAUUCCUUAUUCAUGUUGUGGAAGGAGCUACUAUUGACCACUCCCUUCCUUUGCUGAAGGGUUCAUUUGCUCGUUGGUUGUGGCAAAGCUUAGGUAUCCAGCCCAAUUCAAUCUUCCCAAGUGUGAGAUUUGGCCUGGAGAUGGCUGUCCUCAAUGCUAUUGCAGCUGGAGAAGGUUCAAGCCUGUUGAAUGUACUCUGCAUACACAGAGAAGAAUCAAUUGAGAAUUCUUUAGAUGUCAAAGUUUGUGCACUGCUUGAGUCUAAUGGUGGUCCCAGUGAAAUGGCUCUUGUUGCAACAACACUUGUCAGAGAAGGAUUUACUGCUAUAAAGCUAAAGGUAGCACGUCAAGCAGAUCCCACUGUGGACAUUGCAAUUAUAAAGGAGGUAAGGAAGAAAAUUGGUUGGGAGAUUGAGCUGCGUGCUGAUGCAAAUCAAAGUUGGAACUAUGAUGAAGCUGUUAAAUUUGGACUUUCUGUAAAAGACAGUGGCCUGCAGUAUAUUGAGGAGCCUGUUAAUAAUGAAGAUGAUAUAAUCAAGUUCUGCGAGGAGACUGGCUUACCAGUAGCUCUGGAUGAAACUAUCAACAGUAUAAGAAAAAAUCACCUUAAAGUGCUUGCAAAGUACAAUCACCCAAUGAUAGUUGCUUUUGUUAUCAAACCAAGCGUCGUUGGCGGUUUUGAAAAUGCAGCAUUGCUUGCGCGAUGGGCUCACCAGCACGGAAAGAUGGCUGUUAUCAGUGCCACAUUUGAAAGUUCCUUGGGUUUAUCAGCUCUAAUUCUGUUCUCACGGUAUGUUGACCUGAUGAAGUUAGAUACAGGAAGAAUGCUUAACAAGGAAGAGAACUCUUGCAUAGCCCACGGUCUUGGAACUUAUCAAUGGCUUAGGGAAGAUGUUAGCAGAACGCCUUUAAUGAUUGGCUAUAAUCCUUGCAACGGUGUUGUGGAGGCAUGUGUUACUGACGCUGCUCAAAUCCUGCAGCAUUUUCAAUUCAACCAAGAUGCAGUUGUUCCUGAUUGUACUUCCAGAGAACUUCAUGCAUAUGAAUUUGUGGCAGAUCUUGAAGGUGCCUCCAUCUGUCUUAACGUGCAAGAAAUUGGAAAGAAGGAUGAUAGUAGUGUAGUAGUAUUUCUUCAUGGCUUCCUUGGAACUGGAGGAGAUUGGAUCUCUGUUAUGAAGGCUAUAUCAGGCUCAGCUAGAUGCAUUGCAGUGGACCUACCUGGACAUGGAAGAUCAAAGUUGCUCGGCCAGGAUUUUGAUUUGGAGGAACCAGGGUUGUCAAUUAUGGCCUUUGCAAAAAUAUUGCAGCAGUUGUUUGACAGUCUACAGUGUCAAAAAAUUGUUCUUGUUGGAUAUUCUAUGGGAGCAAGGAUUUCACUCUACAUGGCUCUAAGAUACAAUUACAAGGUUGCUGGAGCUGUUAUAAUAGCUGGAAGUCCUGGAUUGAUAGAUGAAGAGGCAAGAAAAGUGCGUAGAGCCAAGGAUGAUUUUUUCGCCUGCUCUUUUGCUGCUUCUGGCUUAGAGCCAUUUUUAGAUGCUUGGUAUUCUGGAGAGCUCUGGAAUAGUUUAAGAACUCAUCCACAUUUCAAUAAAAUACUUGCGAGCCGAUUGCAGCAUUGUGAUCUGAAAAAUCUUGGGAGAGUAUUAGCAGAUCUGAGUGUUGGGAGACAGCCGCCAUUAUGGGAAGAUCUAAAGAGCUGCAAAGUACCCCUUCAGUUCAUUGUUGGAGAGAAAGAUGUUAAAUUUAAGAACAUUGCUCAAAAGAUGCGUGACACAAUGUGCCAGAGCACAGAGACUACGAACGUUCCAGAAAUAGUUGAAAUUCCAUAUUCUGGUCAUGCUGCACAUAUAGAGAAUCCUCUCACUGUGAUCAGUGCAAUAAGUCGGUUUAUCAGAGAAGUUGAGUUCAAAUCACAAUAAAGUUCAGUUUUCAACAUUUAUCACUCACUUGAAAGAACAAACAGCAUUAGAUGGAAGACACAUUUCCAUGGUUACUAUGGCUUCAGUUGGAGUUUGGUUCUUUCUUCCGU
Messenger RNA from Solanum verrucosum, 5223 nucleotides. Its product is annotated as protein PHYLLO, chloroplastic. The record is from RefSeq and is a predicted model, not a curated record. Lineage: Eukaryota; Viridiplantae; Streptophyta; Magnoliopsida; Solanales; Solanaceae. Bases 14 to 5113 code for a protein of 1699 amino acids. Gene Ontology annotation, biological process: amino acid catabolic process; menaquinone biosynthetic process. Gene Ontology annotation, molecular function: 2-succinyl-6-hydroxy-2,4-cyclohexadiene-1-carboxylate synthase activity; thiamine pyrophosphate binding; 2-succinyl-5-enolpyruvyl-6-hydroxy-3-cyclohexene-1-carboxylic-acid synthase activity. The transcript is spliced from 27 exons.